UCCCUGGUUAUAAAAGCCACUGUCAUGAGGGUGCUACCCUGCAGAGAAGCUCAAGUGUCGGUCCGAGAAAGAAACAGAGGAAACAGAAGAUUGCACUUGCUUUCCCCUGGCUGCCCUGCCCUCUCUGUAUAAGCUGUAAUCAUGGCCAAAAACCUGCUGAAAAAUCCCAGUGGGGAAGAGCAGCUGGAAUUCUGGGAUUUAACGGAGAAUGGUGGGAGCCAGUGGAAGGUGGAGGACAUGCCAGGAGACUGUGGCCAUGACUUCAGCAACGACGGAGUGACCAAGUACUUUGCAACCUCGUUUGAGCUGUGUCUGAAGAGACAGGUGAUCGACUUGUUAGCGGAGACAUACUCCUGUGAACAGUUGGACAAUCAGCCAGCCGUCAAAGUGGAAGACUGGUACUGUGGGAGGACAGACUGUGGCUGCACUUAUCAAAUGACCGUGUGUUUGCUGGAUGAGAAUCAAGAGGUCAUACAGGAGUUCCAACCCGAGCCGGUGACUCUUGACCCUGACUGUGACGACUGCUCAUGGAAACAGGUCAGCCAUACAUUUUCUGAGUACGGCCCCGGAAUGCGUUUCAUCUCCUUUGAACACGGAGGACAAGACACCAAGUUCUGGGAUGGUUGGUUUGGAGUGCGGGUCACUGGGAGUUCUGUUACUGUCGAUAUCUGAUCGAGAGGAAAAAGAGUGAUAAGAGAAGGGAACUAAGGAGUAUGAACUACUGAAAGCUGAAGGAGGAAGGGGAGUGGAGGUUGGGGGCACCAGAGUGACAGAGUGUAGGGUUCAAGAUUUCAAGAGGAGCACUUUUACCUUUCGAACCUACUGUAGCUCACACCUCUGUAGAGUGGCUUCAGGAAGUAUUCAGACCCCUUCACUUUUUGAACACUUUGUGUUGUAGAUUUCAUUAUAAACGGAUUAAACUGUCAUUUUUGCCCAUCCGUCUACACUCAAUAAUCCAUAAUGACAAAGUGAAAACGUGUUUUUAAACAUUUUCGCAAAUUCAUUAGAAAUCAAAAACUGGAAUCUCUCAUUUACAAUUGCUGUGGCAGUCUAAACUGUAGUCAGGUGCAUCCUGUUUGCUUUAGUUAUCCCUAUAUUUCUAGAACUUGAGUCAACUUGUGGCAAACUGAAGUGACUGGACAUACAGUAGAUUACAAAGGCAUACACCUGUGUAUGCAAGGUCCCAUAUUCAAACUGCAUGUCAGGAUAAUAACCGAGGCGUGAAGUCCAAGGAACUCUAUGUAGACCUCCACGAUAAAAUUGCGGAUAAGCUUCGAGUGUUCCCAGGAGCACAGUGGCCUCAUUAAUUGUGGAAAGUAAGAAAAUGGGAGAACCAGCUGGUAGCAGCAUGAUGCUAUGGAAGGGGCUUCUCAGCAGCAGGGACAGGGAGACAGGUCAGAAUUUAGGGAAGGAUGAAUGCAGCCAAAUACAGAGAGGUUCUUUAAGAAAACCUGCUCCAGAGUACUUGUGACCUGAGACGGGGGGACAGUUCACUUUUCAGCAUGACAAUGACCGGAAACAUACAGCCAAGAAAACAUUGGAGCGGUGUCGGGACAAGUCUGACUGUCCUUGAGUGUCCCACCCAAAGCCCAGACUUAGACUCCAUGGAAUAUCUGUGGAGAGACCUGAAGAUGUCAGUUCACAGAUGCUUCCCAUCCAAUCUCACGGAGCUUGAAAGGAUCUGCCAGGAGGAAUGGGAUAAACUGCCCAAAUCCAGGUGAUGAAAUCUUAUUAGAGAUUUACCCAAGAAGACUCAAAACUGUAAUUGCUACCAAAGGGGCUUCAACAAAGCACUGAAUUAAGGGUCUGAAUACUUUUGUAAAUGAAAGUCUCAGAUUUUUAUUUUUAAUAAUUUUGCAAAAAAUUUUCUA
This is a messenger RNA of Xiphias gladius (swordfish), 1871 nucleotides long. RefSeq names its product F-box protein 2 (gene fbxo2). The transcript has 6 exons. Lineage: Eukaryota; Metazoa; Chordata; Actinopteri; Istiophoriformes; Xiphiidae. Gene Ontology annotation, molecular function: ubiquitin protein ligase activity. Gene Ontology annotation, biological process: glycoprotein catabolic process; SCF-dependent proteasomal ubiquitin-dependent protein catabolic process. The record is from RefSeq and is a predicted model, not a curated record. Bases 142 to 672 code for a protein of 176 amino acids. Gene Ontology annotation, cellular component: SCF ubiquitin ligase complex; cytoplasm.